UGUUGUAGGCACGUUAUUGCAAGCAUGGCCGGGGACACUGAAACACAUCUCAGUGACUAUGCCGAAAAUAACGUUAUCCGACAACCAUUCCUUAUCGGAGUGUCCGGAGGCACUGCCAGUGGCAAGUCGUCGGUGUGUGAGAAGAUCAUGGAGCUUUUGGGCCAGAACGAAAUCGACCACCACCAGCGACAGGUAGCCAUCCUCAGCCAGGACAGUUUCUACAGAGAGCUGACUCCAGAACAGAAGGCAAAAGCACUCAAGGGCCAGUUCAACUUCGAUCACCCAGAUGCCUUUGACAAUGAGCUGGUCAUGAAGACUUUGUGGCAGAUCAUGCAGGGGAAGACCGUACAGAUCCCUGUGUAUGACUUUUUCACCCAUUCCAGGAAGGAUGAGUUUGUGACUGUGUACCCGGCUGACGUGGUGCUGUUCGAGGGCAUCCUGAUGUUCUACUCCCAGGAGAUAAGAGACCUGUUCCAGAUGAAACUGUUCGUAGACACUGAUGCAGACACGCGGCUUUCACGCAGAGUGCUAAGAGACAUAGGUGAACGGGGCAGGGACCUUGAGCAGGUUCUUACUCAAUACAUCACAUUUGUCAAACCUGCUUUUGAGGAGUUCUGUCUUCCAACUAAGAAGUAUGCUGAUGUGAUCAUCCCUCGUGGAGCAGAUAACUUGGUGGCAAUAAACCUGAUCGUACAGCACAUCCAGGACAUUCUAAACGGCGGACCGACCAAGCGGCACAGCGGCUGCAUGAACGGGCACAGCACGCCCGCCCGGCAACGACGGACCUCAGAGUCCAGCAGUCGCCCUCAUUGACCUCCUUUGUAUUGGAGGCAGAGUAUGAUUAGAUCUGUACAUAAUUCCCAAUGGCAUUGCCGUAUUUAAGAUGGAGGAAGGCUACGUCCUGAUUCUCUACCCUGUUACCAGAGUGUGCACUUGCAUACUUCUGGUCCUUGUAGGAGAAGUGUAGAGAGUUGGGACGCAGGCAAAGAGUAACUACCAUGCUUAUUAUUAUUAUUACUGCUGUUAUUACAGGUACUUUUAUUGUAAUUGUUGGAUUUGGUUCAGGGCGGGGAGAGAGAACCUCCAGUUUUUGCAAUGAGAUCAUGUGUUAAGAAUGACCCCCUUUUUGUUUUUCAGACGUUUAUUUCAAAUAUGUAUUUCAUAUAGUUUGCUUUUUGACCGAAUUAAACUCUAAAAUCACA
Oncorhynchus masou masou (cherry salmon) is the source of this 1202-nucleotide messenger RNA. RefSeq names its product uridine-cytidine kinase 2b (gene uck2b). Lineage: Eukaryota; Metazoa; Chordata; Actinopteri; Salmoniformes; Salmonidae. Gene Ontology annotation, cellular component: cytoplasm. Bases 25 to 813 code for a protein of 262 amino acids. The transcript has 8 exons. The record is from RefSeq and is a predicted model, not a curated record. Gene Ontology annotation, molecular function: ATP binding; ribosylnicotinamide kinase activity.